This is a messenger RNA of Metopolophium dirhodum (rose-grain aphid), 1194 nucleotides long. RefSeq names its product leucine-rich repeat-containing protein 23-like. The transcript is spliced from 8 exons. Gene Ontology annotation, molecular function: protein binding. The record is from RefSeq and is a predicted model, not a curated record. Bases 1 to 1194 code for a protein of 397 amino acids. NCBI's taxonomy places the organism in Eukaryota, Metazoa, Arthropoda, Insecta, Hemiptera, Aphididae.
AUGAGUAAAAAAAGUAUCGAUGCAGCAUUGUCCGAACAACUCGAUCGCAUCCGAUUGAAAAGUGACAACGUUAAAAACACCGUUCGUAGCGAAUUAGCCGUCACGGAAGACGAAAACGCAUAUCCCGAGGCCAAUAGUUAUGGCUACGAAAACGAUACCGAAGAAGGGUACGGGUUUUUCGAGGAUUGCGAAGAAGGAUUUGAAUUCUGCAAGAAGAAAAUGGUACAAUAUCAGCAACGGUCGAGAUCCGUAUUGGAAGAGGACUCGUUCCCCGAAAUCCCGCUGACCGACGUCGAAGCCAGAAAAUGUCUGAAUCGCAUCGGCCAAGUAGGAACUGGUUUAAUGUACGCUUUCGUUCAAAUCGAUGUCGACAAUAGAAACCUCACGAACAUCGAGGAAAUCACAAAGUUUAAGUAUUUGUCUUUGAUAAACGUGUCGCAUAAUCACUUGGGCUUGGACGCUUUGGACGUGCUCAGAGAGUUGCAGUACGUGGUUGUGGUACAUGCCGAUCACAACAACAUCGAUUCCCUUUGUCUGUCUCCAAUGCCGUAUCUACAGGUUUUGACCCUAAACUCGAACAGAGUCUCGUCGCUCUUGGGCCUUAAGCAACCGUCGCUAGAGUGUUUGGAACUGAACGACAACAACAUAUCUUAUCUGACCCAAGUGCCGAGCAAAAACCAUAAUAAAAACUGCUACAGUGAAGAAAUUGUUUGCCCAAAACUAUCCACAUUGGCAUUGUCCAGAAACGCCUUGGAUACAGUCGAACAAUUUGUGAUUGUAUCCAAUAAAUUACGUAUAUUGUACUUGAGCUACAACAAGAUUGACAAGCUAAAUGGAUUAGAUGAAUUACGAAAUCUGUCUCGUUUACACUUGCGUAGUAACCAGAUAUCGAACUUGGAUGGUUUCACUGAUAAUCUGAUGAAUUUGACAUACUUAAACUUGAGGGAUAACCGAUUAAGUGACGUAGAAGAGCUCAACAAAUUGGCGUGUCUCAAAUCAUUAAAAACGUUGGUGGUGUCAGAUAACAGUUUCAGCAAAAACUCGAUCAGAUCAAAGGUGCUGAAAUCGUUACCGUGGCUGGAGAGGAUUGACAAGGGAACUGUUAGCCCGGCUGAAAGGUGGCAUGGAAAGUCACACGGGGAGGAAGAAAAUGACGAGGAAAAUGACGAGGAGGAGGAGGAAGAUGAGGAGUGA